CUCCCUCGCUCGCGGGCCGGCGCCCUCCCUCCCCCCUCCCGGGCGGCGCGCGGCGCGGUUGGUAAAGCCCGGCCCCGAAUAUAUAGCUCGCCGGAGCGCAAUGAAGUAGCCUCUGGAGCGUCCGCAGGCAGCCUGCUGCCUGCUGCUCUCAGCCCGCCCGCGGCCAGUGCAGCUCAGCGCAGCAGCCGCACCUCCCCGCGCUCGCACCGCGCCCGCCCGCCAGGAGGAGACAGCGGCGCCGCGGGAGCGGGGGAGGCGGCGAGGCCACUGGGAGCGUUCAGCGCGGCUAGUCCCCCGCAACUCCGCCGCUUCUCUCACCCCUGCCCGGGGCCGGGGGCUCCCGCAGAGCCAGCUCGCUCGUCAGUCCCCGCAGCCGCCCGGCUCGGGCUCUGCUUGGCCGGCGGGGCCCCGGCUCCUGCGCCCCCGGGCGCCCGGUGGACACCCCGGUCCCCGGAGCCGGGACAAAGCCAUGAAGCCGGCGCUGCUGGAAGUGAUGAGGAUGAACAGGAUCUGCCGGAUGGCGCUGGCCACUUGCUUGGGAUCCUUUAUCCUGGUCAUCUUCUAUUUCCAAAGUAUGUUGCACCCAGUCAUGCGGAGGAACCCGUUUGGUGUGGACAUCUGCUGCCGGAAGGGGUCUCGGAGUCCACUGCAGGAGCUCUACAACCCGACCCAGCUGGAGCUGUCGAGCACGGCGGUGCUGCACCAGAUGCGGCGCGACCAGGUGAGCGACACCUGCCGGGCGCACAGCGCGCUGAGCCGCAAGCGGCGGGUGCUGACGCCCAGCGACCUGAAGCACCUGGUGGUGGACGAGGACCACGAGCUCAUCUACUGCUACGUGCCCAAGGUGGCCUGCACCAACUGGAAGCGCCUCAUGAUGGUGCUGAGCGGCCGCGGCAAGUACAGCGACCCCAUGGAGAUCCCGGCCAGCGAGGCGCACGUGGCGGCCAACCUCAAGACCCUCAACCAGUACAGCAUCCCCGAGAUCAACCGGCGCCUCAAGAGCUACCUCAAGUUCCUGUUCGUGCGCGAGCCCUUCGAGCGCCUGGUGUCGGCCUACCGCAACAAGUUCACGCAGAAGUACAACACGUCCUUCCACAAGCGCUACGGCACCAAGAUCAUCCGGCGCCAGCGCAAGAACGCGACGCAGGAAGCGCUGCGGCGCGGCGAUGACGUCAGGUUCGAGGAGUUCGUGGCCUACCUGGUGGACCCGCACACGCGGCGCGAGGAGCCCUUCAACGAGCACUGGCAGACGGUGCACUCGCUGUGCCACCCGUGCCACAUCCGCUACGACCUGGUGGGCAAGUACGAGACGCUGGAGGACGACUCCAACUACGUGCUGCGCCUGGCGGGCGCGGGCGGCGCGCUGCGCUUCCCCACCUACGCCAAGUCCACGCGAACUACGGACGAGAUGACCACCGAGUUCUUCCAGAACAUCAGCGCCCGGCACCAGGCGCAGCUCUACGAGGUCUACAAACUCGACUUCCUCAUGUUCAACUACUCGGCGCCCAGCUACCUGAAGCUGGAGUGAGGGCGCCGGCGGGGCGGGGCGGGGUCGUGCUUUUUAAUUUAAGAUCGUUUUUUUAAUGUGUGGGGAAAGGAUUAUAUGGAUAUCUGGAUUAUUUUGUAAAUGCAUUCAUUCUUGUUUUGCAGGGGUGGGGGUGUGUGUGUCGAUGCUGCGAGCAGCACGCUGGGAAUUAUUUAAAAAGUCCUCAGUCGGGACGGACAGCUGACUUUCUGGGAUGGUGGGUGUCCUUUUAGGUCGUGUUGUCUCUGUUUUUUGUUUGUUUUUUUUUUCCUAGGAAGUGCCUCCUGUCUCAGAGGUCUCCUUGUGUUCUGGGUGGAUUCCCGCCCAGCAACUGUGUGCAUCCCAUAAACGCUCAUGGUUUUUUUAUUUAUA
Molecule: messenger RNA, 1897 nt
Organism: Erinaceus europaeus (western European hedgehog)
Lineage: Eukaryota; Metazoa; Chordata; Mammalia; Eulipotyphla; Erinaceidae
Gene: CHST11
Product: carbohydrate sulfotransferase 11
Exons: 3
Coding region: 470-1528 (352 amino acids)
Biological process (GO): carbohydrate biosynthetic process; proteoglycan biosynthetic process
Cellular component (GO): membrane
Molecular function (GO): sulfotransferase activity
Source: RefSeq, a predicted model, not a curated record